UGUUUCACCGGAAGUAGCUAAUAAAUGUAAACACUAAACUUUAAACAUUGAAUUAUAACAAUUUAAACUCUGUAUUUGUUUCGAAUAAAGAAUCAAAUUUUGACCCAAUCAGUAUAAUCAAGUGUUUAUAGCAGUGUAUGUAAGUUGUACAUAACUUCAAUAACCAUCGUAAUCAUUUCGAAAAAGCCUUGCACACACCAACCGUAUGCAGUUUGAAGUGGGUGGGGUAAUAUCGUUAUAGAAUUAUUAAGUAAAAUAAAGGAAGUUCAGGAACAUUUCACAAUACAGACAAUGUUGGAAUCAAGCCAUUUCCCUAAGCUUCAAAGUGCCACCUUUGAGCCCCUCACUGGGGACGGUGAGGUCGAGGUGAACUACCGCAGUGGGGCCAGCUUCAAGGGCCAGGUCCAGGGCCAUAAAAAAAAGGGGCGAGGUAUCUUUACUUGGCCAAAUGGGGACAGAUAUGAGGGCGGUUUCCUGGACAACAACAGGGAGGGAGCUGGUUUACAAAUAUGGGCUGAUGGUAGCCAGUAUGAAGGGAUGUUUCAUGAUGACCUACGCCACGGAGAAGGCUGCCAUAGAUGGGCCAAUGAUGAGGCUUCAACCAAGAGCACUAGCUGGACAGUUUAUAAGGGCAUGUUCUUUCAAGACCGUCGGCAUGGUGAUGGAACCUACAGGUGGCCCGACGGUUCUUCGUUCACUGGACGCUUCUACAUGGACAGGAAAGAGGGAUACGGGAAGUUCCUGUUUGUCAACGGAAACACUUUUGAGGGCCUUUAUAAAGAAGACGAAAGAGAGGGCCCCGGGGUGUUGACCUACAUUGACGGGACACAGGAUGUUGGUCUGUGGCAGGGGGAAAAACUCAUCAAGGUAUGCUCGCCUAUAGAAGGAGCCUUUGCCAUGUGUGACCACAAUGAGUUUGAUUACAAUCCGGAGGAGCAUGUAAAAUAUCUGGAGGAGGACACCUCGAGCGCCGGGAAGGAAUUUGAAAAUACUCUCAAAGAGCCAGAGGUUCUCUAUAAACCUGAAGCCAGAGUUACUGAACGAGUAAGUCAGAUGUUCAACAUAGCGCUUGACCCAAGGAGUCUGGCAGUAAACAAACAGGCUUUUGAUAAGGAGUUUUACAAUCAAGGGGAAUGUGUGAAUGAAAAAGAAAAGAUGUGGAACAGCACGCCGUCCAUUAUUGCCUUGCAGAGGCAUGUGCGGAAACAUGCCUACGGGAAGAAAAGUUUAUCGUAUGAUGUUGAUGACGUGAUUAAGGGCAACAGGAAGACAUUUAAGGAGAAAGGACCAUUGGAGUUGGCCUCUGAAGAGCUGAUUGUAGCUGCAACAGAGGGAAAUGUUAACAAGGUCCAGGAUUUACUGGCCUCAGGAAAGGUGUCCCCAGAUGUCGCCGAUAGAAAUGGUCAUACACCCUUAAUUGGAGCUACAGUCAACUGGAACAUUGAUGUGAUCAACUGCCUACUUAACCAUGGGGCCGAUGUAAACAAGCUGUCUGACGAAGGUUGCUCAGCGCUGUCUGCAGGCUGCAUAUUCUUUUACCCCAGUGAGAGCUUCAGGUAUAAUAUAGCUGAAAGAUACUUAGUGGAACCCAAAGAAAAUCCGAUGAAGUCAAAGGAAGAAAAUUUAAAACCAGGACAGGCUCAAAACCAACAACAACAUCAAACUAGUCACACAACAUCAACACCUAAGAGUAUUCUAUCUAAAAAGCCUAAUACGAACAAAAAGAGGGACAGUUCUUUAAAAAACGACAGCAUCAUGAGUAAUGAAUCAGAGAAACAAAUGAAAAACAUGCAAAACGCUAAACAGCAGGUGAGAAUAGAUGAAAAUACUAACAACAACCAGGGUACGCCAGUGACGAAUGUCGAUGGAAAGGGGGACCAGGGUACGCCAGUGACGAAUGUCGAUGGAAAAGGGGACCACGUGGACUUCGAUUCAAAUCUGAGUUUGAAAUAUUUCCCGAUUGAGGUUUCAGACCAGCUUAUUGAGCGAUGUGCGACACAGUUGAGCAUGAAUGAGAAAGUGGUGGCAGGAAAGAGAGGCCAUAAUAGCGCUGACCUGGGCACUGUCAGGCAUUUAGCCGUGAUUAAAAACGAACGCGGGAGGAUGAAGGAUACUCUGGAGCUGUUACUGAAGAGGGGAGCCGACCCCAACGCGUCCGGGGUGCCGAUGCCCGUGCUGUUCUUUGCCAUCAAGGCAGCGGAUGUUGAGAUGGUGCAAGCCCUUCUCGCCAAGAACGCUGCCACGGGGAUAAGACUGCCCAGAGAGAAGGGAGGCCUGGCCCCGCUACAUAUUGCUGCUGCCAUCCCUGGGGAGGAAGGGGUCCUCAUUACAGAGCUCCUGCUGGGAGCUGGGGCCGACCCCAAUGUGAGAGCGGAGCCAGACGAUGCCUUCCUAGACACGUCAUUGAUGGAUGAAUGGUCCAGGGACCUGAUACAACCGGACAGUCAGGAGCUGCUGGGAGGUCGCACUCCACUACAAAUAGCGUGUGCACGGGAUGACAACUACAAGCAUGUGACCCAGAUUGUGAAUCUAUUACUGCGGCAUGGAGCCAACUCCAAUCUUACUUGCAAUGGUUUCUCUCCCCUUGCAUUGUGUAUUGCAAGUGGAAAUGACUUGUGUAUUGAUGAGCUGCUGGUGUUUGGCAAUGAUGUCAGUCUUCCAUUGACCCACGGUGUGGGGAGCGCACUCUGUGCUGCCACCAACAUAGCCUACGAGCACAGGCGGCCCAUGAGCGCUCGCAUCAGUUUGAUUGACAAGCUAGUGAUGGCUGGAGCCAAUGUGCUGGCUCCCAUUGCUAUCGGACCCAAGAGGAACAUUGGAACAGUCGUGGACUAUGCCUACUACAUGUUCCACCAGGACAGUCACAUUGCAAAGACGCCAUACCACGCGUUAACUCAUGCGGAGAGGGAGACGUUCAUCAACCGCAAAAAGCUUCUAGAACACAUUGGUGACAUUAUGCGGACGAAAGCGGUGGAGCGCGAGAAAAGAAGACUGGAGGAUGAGCACCUGGAUGGUGUACGAAGUGUAAGCCCAAGCAGUGGGUUUGUCUACAUAGGGGCAGGGGCCCAGUUGCCCCCGGAUGCAAAGAAGCCCAAAUUUCUACGCACGCAGGCUGGGCUGGCGGCUGGGGACAAUCACAUGGUGAAGUUUGAGGGGCCACACUUGGGGUCCACACCUACGGAUGAGGAAGGGGAGGGGUUUAAGGGGCCCAGACAUUCCAAGAAGAAACGGGUAACAUUCAGGAAGCCGCUGUUUAAAUACUGCUACCAGUGCGGUCGCUCUGUGUUUGUUCGUCUGGCUGCAUGUACAAGAUGCAAGGAGGUGUAUUACUGUAGCAAGGUGUGCAAGCUGAAGGCAUGGAACCUCAGACAUAAAGAGGAGUGCAUUCGCAUAGGGGGUCGAUCACGUAGCUCCAGCCCCAAACAAAGAGGGGACAGCCCCACACCGGCCACCAACCCAGACAAAGGCAAGAAAACGACAGUGGCCGAACUGAACAAGGGGAAGAGAAUCAAUGUGGCAAAUAAGGGUUCGAGUAAAGACAACAAAAUAGAGGAUGGCAAAUAUAUUGACAACUAUAGCUUUGUAUGAUGUCCUCUGUCUCUUAUCAGACUAGUGUUAAAUGACAUGCCUUACUUCAGGUGUUUAGUUGUGUUUAUCAAAUUUAUGUGUGCAUUUCUAUAAUAAUUGAUUGUACACAUACAUGUAUAUUAUGCACUUGCUUUUAUUGCAAUGCACCCUUAUAUUAUUCAACAUAUUUCAUAUUUAAAAAAUAAUGAAAACAAAUUAAAACUUAAAACAAAUUUAUACAUUUAUGACUUCCAUAUUUUGUAUUAUUUAUUGGUACUGUAUUAUUAUAUUAUUAUUUUUUUACACUUGGGUAAUACAGAUAGUGAUGUUAUUAUUAUUGUAUGAUGGGUAAAAAGGCCGAUAUAAAAAGAAUGCUGUAUUUCUAUGAUGGUUUGUAAUCAACAUGCAAGUGUAGGAAACAUGUGUUAACAAUCAUCUGCCAAAUCAGAGAAUGAGGACAAUGAUUAAAUCUUGUAUUAUUCAUGUAUAAAUUGUAUCUAUAUUUUUGUUUUUCAAAUGAAAGCAUAAUUAUAGUUCCUAUUAUAUAAUUAUUUAUUUACAAAUAUUUAAUUUUACAAAGAGUAUUAACUUAUUGUUUUAUGACAAUUUACACACAUUAGUUACAUUGUCAAGCUUGUGUAGAGCCCAAUAAAUGUUUGAUAUACUAGUUUAUAUGUAAUAUAAUCUGAUAAAACAAAUAUGCACAUUUAAUGUGGAAUAUAUAAUUUAUAUACUUAUUAAAUAUUGUUGUUUUACACAUGACAUUUUACCUUUAUUGUUUAAAUUUUGUCCCCAAAUAAGGAUGCAAAUUUGGGAAAAAAUAACUUACUGAAGUAAGAUAUAAAAAAAUAUCCAAUUGAAACAUAAAAAGCAAAGAAAAUGUUCUGAUUUUCAUAUAAGAAAAAAAAUGUAUUAAACAAAAUCACAUUAAAUAAAUUUGCAGCAGAUGCUUAGAAAUUUCUCACCAUUGAGUCCAGUCUGUCUUUUAAGCGAUUUUGUUACAUUUACUAUAUAUGUGUACAUUACAUUUAUUAAAAACUUAAACUUGUUGAGUUUAUCAUAAUGAGAAGCCUUUAUAUAAUCUUGCAUUUAGCUUAGAGAAAUAUAUUUUCACAAUUACCUAUAUUAUUAUUUAAUGUGAUUUUCAAUUGUGCAUUCUGUUGUAUUCAAAUUGUUCUCCUGCUUUAUCAUUAUGAAGGAUACAACAUCUUGCUUUUGUAAAAAAAUGAUCAUGUAUAUAAUCUUUUCAACUUUAAAAAAUUCAAAAAAAAUGUUACAAGUGACACUUAGAAAAUUGUUAGUAAUGGAAAUAUGGACAGCAUUUUAAAUCUUAGGACAAGAGCACCGCAUAACGGGUGCCACGCUCGGCUGCAAAAGCUUGUUAGAAUUUUUUUUUUUUUUAGAGGUCACAGUGACCUUGACCUUUGACCUAGUGACCCAAAAUGGGCGUGGCGUGGAGAACUCAUCAAGGUGCAUCUACAUACGAAGUUUCAAAGUUGUAGGUGGAAGCACUUUGAUUUUAGAGCCAAUGUAAAGGUUUUAUCACGACGCCGUCAGACGGCGUAUGAUGAGCAGGCUAUGUUAAUACCUCAGGUUUUCUCCGAAAACAGCCUCGCUAAAAACUAAGAUUUUGUUUUGUUUGAGAUGCAUUUUAUCAGGGUUAAACUGUUGAAUUACGAAGGGUAUUCCUGCAUGUCUAUCUGUUAUUGUUGUUGAUAUCAUAUAUUUGAAUUAAUCUUAUGCAUCCAAUAAAUUGUGUUACUUAUUAUGGUAAUUUCAAACUGUAGCACACAUAAAAUAGCAAACAACUGAGCCAUUCUUCGAAAAUAACAAAUACAACCUUGCAAUGACCAAAAAGCAUUUUAGAAUUACAUUAUUAAAUGGUAUAUGAAAUACAGAAAUCUUUCUACACUUUUUUCUCAUUUCACAAAUAUAAAAAUUAAGAAUUAUAUUUCCUCUAUCAUCACUUACCCGACUAAUACGUGUUUCUACAUGGCUCAUUAUAUAUGAGCUACACUAUUGGAAAACUGGGCUUAAUGUAUGUGAAUAAAAUGUAGUUACAGAUUACCCUGUGCAGUCUGCACAGGCUUAAGGGAAAUUCUUUCUUCAUAAAUGGAAUUGUUUUUACCCUGUCUGUUGUUUUUUUUGUUUGUGUGUUUGUUUGUUUGUUUGCCCCAACUUUAACAUUUGCAAUAACUUUUGCAAUAUUGAAGAUAGCAACUUGAUAUCUGGCAUGCAUGUGUAUCUCAUAGAGCUGCACAUUUUGAGUGAUGAAAGGUCAAGAUCAUCCUUAAAGGUCAAAGGUCAAAUAUAUAGCUUCAAAGCUGCGCAAAGGGGAACUUAGUGUUUCUGACAAACACAUAUCUUGUUUGUUUUAAGGCAGUUUCUUCUAAAAGAUAAUCCAGGCUAGGCGGUAAGAAUUGUCCCUGAUUAGUAUGUGUGGGCUGCGCAGGCUAAUCUGGUACUAUACUUAACACACAUGCAUUAAGCCCAGUUUUCCCAGAGUAGGGCUCCUAUAACAGUUUAUAAUGUCCAGUGUAUAUGGAUCUCCUGAAUACAAAGAACGAGAAAUGGCUGUCCAAUAUUUAAUGACACCUUCUUUUUAAUAUGUUUCGGUAUUUGUUUUGUUUUCACUAGUUAUUUCAAUGUACUGUUACUAUACUUAAAGCAUGAGCAUAAAUGUGCUAUGUAUUUUUAUUAUCUACUAUUGUUUUUUUUAUCAUAAAUAAUUGUUAUGUGAACCUGUGAUUGUUUGGUACUUUUUCUUUAUGAUGAAAUAUACUUUUUAUUUGUA
Molecule: messenger RNA, 6361 nt
Organism: Dreissena polymorpha
Lineage: Eukaryota; Metazoa; Mollusca; Bivalvia; Myida; Dreissenidae
Product: ankyrin repeat and MYND domain-containing protein 1-like
Exons: 20
Coding region: 292-3588 (1098 amino acids)
Molecular function (GO): protein binding
Source: RefSeq, a predicted model, not a curated record